AUGGAGAGUGACCUGGGAGAGAUGAACACCAACCUCGAUGGUCCCCUAAGCCCAAGGAUCCUGACUGGGUUGGGAAUGGCUUGUCUUCUUAGCCCAAAGUACCGACACUCUGGGCCUGGCCUCACAAGUCCUCAGGAGUACAACCAGUGGCUGCCAAACCGUCAUGACGCCAGCCUGCUGCCCAUGAAGGAAGACCUGGCUUUCUGGCUCAACACACUCAUGGGUGUGGACCUCACAGCUGAUAGUCUGAUGGAGAGGCUGGAUAACGGCAUUCUCCUCUGUCAGCUGGCACAGCUGCUGCAGGAGAAAAUGAUCCAUACCAGCAAUGGCAAGCCCUUCACGAGGAGAGUGAUCCACUGGCGAGCAGAUGCAACCUCAGGAUCAUUUUUUGCCCGAGACAACACAGCCAACUUUAUCUACUGGUGCAGAAAGAUCGGCGUUGAUGAGGCUUAUCUCUUUGAGUCUGAGGAUUUGGUCCUCCACAAGCAGCCUCGGGAGGUGUGUUUGUGUCUGUUGGAGCUGGGACGGAUUGCAGCCAGAUAUGGAAUUGAACCUCCAGGAUUGGUGAAGUUGGAGAGAGAGAUAGAGAGGGAGGAGGCUGGUUGUCUGUCUCCAUCAUCCCCUCUGCCCUUUUCCUUUUUACCUCCCACAUCAUUUUAUUCACCAUCACAGUCAUCCCUGCCUGAAGCCCCCUCUCCACCUCCACUUUCUCCUCCUCUGCCUCCACCUGCGCCCCUCACUUCAAGCACAACCUGUGUGUCUGAAACCCUCGCUGCCUCUGUCGUCUCUGAUCUUCCAUCAGCCACAACAAACCCGGCACCUCCAUGCUUACCCCCUCUUCUGUCCUCUAACCCGUGUACAUCCACAGCCUCAACACAAACACCUUUGUUCUCCUCAUCAUGCUCCAACAAAACAUCUGCUCAAACUUCAUUGUCAUCAGUGCCACCAGGCCAAACUCAAAACCAUCACACUCCAACAGGUGUACCUCCCAUCACUCCCCCUCCUGCAGCCUUGACUCCACGCUUCUCCAGCAAAUCCAUGAGCAGGAAGAGCACAGGCACCUCCAACAUUCUGGAUGAUAUUGUGAGAAACAUUAUUGAGAAUUCUCCCUGCAGCUGUCCAACCAAGUUUCCUGUUCAGAAACAACCUAAAGGCUGCUAUCGUGUUGGGGAUAAAGUUCUGUAUAUACGGAUGCUGAACGAGCGUCAUGUGAUGGUGCGUAUAGGCGGAGGCUGGGAGACAUUCAUCAGUUACCUGCACAAACAUGACCCCUGCAGAGGAGGAGGAGCAGCUGGAGGCAGAUCUGAGGUCAGGGUCUGCAGGGACAAAGUAAAAUCGCCCAGUUCGAGCAUGUCACCUGACAGCUACAUGGUGAUGGGUGCUCAUUACCGCAGCAAGAAGUAG
Cheilinus undulatus (humphead wrasse) is the source of this 1404-nucleotide messenger RNA. It is a transcript of the gene gas2b, whose product is annotated as growth arrest-specific 2b. Gene Ontology annotation, biological process: actin crosslink formation. Lineage: Eukaryota; Metazoa; Chordata; Actinopteri; Labriformes; Labridae. Gene Ontology annotation, molecular function: actin filament binding; microtubule binding; cytoskeletal adaptor activity. Bases 1 to 1404 code for a protein of 467 amino acids. Gene Ontology annotation, cellular component: actin filament. The transcript is spliced from 7 exons. The record is from RefSeq and is a predicted model, not a curated record.